Molecule: messenger RNA, 2150 nt
Organism: Lolium perenne
Lineage: Eukaryota; Viridiplantae; Streptophyta; Magnoliopsida; Poales; Poaceae
Product: serine/threonine-protein kinase STN8, chloroplastic
Biological process (GO): protein phosphorylation
Molecular function (GO): protein kinase activity; ATP binding
Source: RefSeq, a predicted model, not a curated record
UAGCACAUUCUGCAGCCUCAGCUCAGCUCACACUCCUCACCUCAAACACACUCAGCUCGACCUCCUCCCAUGAGAGGCGCCCCUUCCUCUCCAUGGCCUCCUCCUCCCUCCUGCCCCCGGCCACCUUCGCCAAAAAGCACCAUGCGCUCCUCCACCCGAACGGUGCUGCCAAGCACCGGCUGAUCAGGUGCGGUUCAGCGGCGUCCAGCGACGGCGUCCCGGACGAGCUCCUCAGAAGCGCGCUGCAGCUGAGCAAGCCCGGUCCGCCGGUGGCGACGGUGGUAAGCGACACGGGCACCGAUGGCUGGGGAGAUCUUCUAAACGAGUUCAAGAACGCGCUCCAAGCUGACUCGUCCGACCCGGCGGCCAGCGACGCGACGUCCAUCGCCGGCGGUGGCGCGGCUGUCCCAGACGAGCUCCUGAGCUCGCCUCUGGCCAGCGACGCGACCAAUGCAGCCGCAGCGGUCGGCGUACCGGACGAGGUCCUGGCGAGCGGGGCCGACCCGUCCGGCGGCCUGCUUAACCCAGGCGACGUGGCGACCAACGCCGUGGACGCCAUCCCCGACGAGCUCCUGGGCGCGCUGCACCUGGACGCGUCGAACCCCGCCGUACGCUUGGCCGGCGGCGCGCUGUCCGGGCUGGAGGAGCUGACGGCGGGGCUGACGGAGCCGGAGCGGUGGGCGCUGUUCGGGUUCGUGGCGGUGACGUGGCUGUACCUGACGGCGCGGCCCGGGGUUCUGGGCGGCGCCGUGGACACGUACCUGCUGGCGCCGCUGCAGCUGGCGGUGGACAGCGUGCUGGGGCGGCGGAGCUUGAAGAUGACCGACUUCGUGGUGGGCGAGCGCAUCGGGGAGGGGUCGUUCGGGGUGGUGUACGCCGGCGCCGUCGUGCCCAGGGGCGGCCCCGUGGUCGAGGAGAGGGUGGGCAAGGCCAAGACCAAGCUCCAGCUCGACGACAGGUACAAGCAGAAGGUCAUACUCAAGAAGAUAAAGAUUGGGACGACUGGAGCCAAAGAGUGCGGCGACUACGAGGAGUGGUUCAACUACCGGAUGGCGAGGGCGGCGCCGGAGUCGUGCGCGGAUUUCAUGGGGAGCUUCGUCGCCGACAAGACCAAGUCGGAGUUCGUCAAGGGCGGCAAAUGGCUCGUGUGGAAGUUCGAGGGCGACCGGACGCUGGCCAACUACGUGACGGACCGCAACUUCCCGUCGAACAUGGAGACGCUCAUGUUCGGGCGGGCACUGCGGGGCGUGGACUCGCUCACCAGCGGCGCGCUGGUGGUGAAGCAGGUGAUGCGGCAGCUCGUCACCUCCCUCCGCCGCAUCCACGACACCGGCAUCGUGCACCGCGACAUCAAGCCCUCCAACCUCGUCGUCACCCGCCGCGGCCAGGUGAAGCUCAUCGACUUCGGCGCCGCCACCGACCUCCGCAUCGGCAAGAACUACGUGCCCGACCGCACCCUGCUCGACCCGGACUACUGCCCGCCCGAGCUCUACGUCCUCCCCGAGGAGACCCCCACGCCGCCCGCCGAGCCCAUCGCCGCCAUCCUCUCCCCGAUCCUCUGGCAGCUCAACAGCCCCGACCUCUUCGACAUGUACUCCGCGGGCAUCGUGCUCAUGCAGAUGGCCACGCCGGGGCUCAGGUCGCCGUCCGGGCUCAAGAACUUCAACUCAGAGCUCAAGGCCGCCGGGUACGACCUCAACAGGUGGCGGGAGACCACGCGCCGGAGACCCGACCUGCAGAUCCUCGACCUCGACUCCGGGAGAGGAUGGGACCUCGCCACCAAGCUCCUCGCACAGCGCGAGCAGGGACGGCUCUCCGCCGCCGCGGCGCUCCGACACCCGUAUUUCCUGCUCGGUGGAGAUCGGGCCGCCGCCAUCCUGUCAAAGCUGCAGCUCAGCAAAUAAUAUACUAGGCUACUACAUUCAAAACCCUGCAUAUAUACACUUAUAUAUAGAUGUGCAUUGCCAAAUUAUCUUUCUGUCAUAUAGGCUACUGCAUUCAAAAACCUGGCUCCUGACAUGAGAUGAUGCAAGAUCGAUCACCAAUGGUGGCAUUGGCAUUUUUGUUGUACAGUCAGUCAUGAUUCAUGAGAGGGAAUGUACACAAGGCAUCUGCUGUCAAUCAGUACAUUGUCUCGUAUUUGUCGUUCA